Messenger RNA from Hyla sarda, 3822 nucleotides. It is a transcript of the gene PROSER2, whose product is annotated as proline and serine rich 2. Lineage: Eukaryota; Metazoa; Chordata; Amphibia; Anura; Hylidae. The transcript has 4 exons. The record is from RefSeq and is a predicted model, not a curated record. The coding region runs from base 484 to 1821 and encodes 445 amino acids.
ACCUAUGUGUACACGUUAUAUAUAGUCCUUCCAGUAUAGAUAUAUCAUCUCCUAUCCCUCUUUCUUCUCUCUAUUCCUAUAUAAAAUGUGUAUAUAUAGACGAGAGAGAAAACACAUACUCAUAUUAGGAUAUCUGUGUAUUUAUAAACGGUGUGCUCCACAGGUUUGUGCAACUCACUCUCUUGUGCAGUACCCCUAAAAGAACACUAGAUGGCGGUAGCGCUCUCUGAGCCUCUGUGUCACCUGCUCUGUUGCUGCCGUCAGGUUGCUGUAGGAAUGCUGAGGAGCCACUCCCGUGCAGUGCUGCCCCCGCCCUAUUACUUGUCACUAUACACCUCACCCGGUUACACCUGCUCCAUUCACCUCCAGGAUUUCUCAUCGGCUGCACUCUGUGAUUUGCUCAUCAGGCUCUCUCAGAGUAAGGGCAUGGUUUAUUGUGAAAAAACACAGCUCCCCUAAGCACAAAAGUAUCCUUGUGAGAAAAUGCCGAGCAACCUGUUGAAACUAAGCUCUUCAAGCAUGGAAUCCGAGUUUGAGAGAAGUGGAAGUUUUGAUAGUCAAAGCAGUCAACGUUCAAGGUCCCGAAGCCAUAACUUUGAUGAUGAAAACCUGAAAUACCUUACAAAUGAAGAGAAGAAUGCCCUUAUGUUCUUGGAAGAAACAUUAGAUGCUUUUGAAGAUGACCUUGAAGAACCACCUCUUUCUGCCAAUUCAAGUAUUGGCUACUACUCCCCAAGGUCUACAGAAGAUAGCCACUCUGACACUGAAGACAUCAUUGAUCUCGUCCAGACUGAGCUUAACCACGUGGGGAUUUCACCAGAAGAUUCUAGAGUUGAGCUAAGUAGUAGUAGCUUGAAUCAUAGUACCAAAGAUGCUUGGACCUCACAGGCAACCAUGACAGUAAGUUCUCCAAUGGCUAUUUCACAGAUGGACUCUGAGAAGCUUUCUCCUGAUCUAUCAGAAGAAUAUUGGAAACUACAUGGUGCUAUUCCAACACCAGUUAUUAUUGCUCAAAAAAUGUCAGAGAAAAAAAGCGACAGUGAAAAUAUGUCGCCCUUGUCGCCUAAAGCUGAAAAGUCACCGGAACCGAAAAAAAGUGUGGGAACCUCACCUAUGAAUGAAGGUCAUUUUAUAUUUCCUGGAUCACCAAAUGCCAAAUCCAAUCGUUUUCCAAAUAAUAUAAUUAUUAAACCAGUUGGGAAACAGUAUAACAAAACUAUUGCCAAAGCAGCUGUCAGUGUACAAGAACGCAAAGCUCAAGUGCUGGCUAAUUUACAUUGCCCUGGAUUGUUUGCAGACGAAAUUGAUGCUAAAAAUCAACUGGGGCGAAGGACUUCAUUUCGAGAUGUGCCAUCAGAGCAGACAAGAUAUGAAGCAUUGACCAAACUCGGGUUAGUUAAAGAAAUCCCUGUUCAAGCUGAUGUCCCUUCAGCUGAUGUAUACAAAUCUCCUGUCUCAAAUGGUGAGCAUUCCCCCAAGAUGUUGCCUCCAGAAACAAACAGAAAACAUUCAAAUGAGCCUGAGAGUAUCAGCAAAAUCUUGAUGAACGAACCAAGCACCUUUGUUCCUUUAGGGAAAACUGUUCUUAUAAAAGGUGAAGCAGCAUCCUCUAUAGAAAGGAACAAACGGCCCAGUAGCCUACAAGUUGCACAUGAGAAAAAGCAAACAAAUACUCAUCAGGAAAUCAAAAGAACUUAUUCUAUGCCAAGACCUGCAGGUUUAUGGUCUCAAGGGAUUACAGUGCAGUUUUCUGGACGUAACUCUUCAGAGGAGUCUAGAAAAGAUGCUUUAAGAAGACUUGGCCUACUGUCAGGACACUGAAAUAUUUCCACAUUUCCAGGACACUGUUGUAAUUUACUGAUGACUCUUAUGUUGCCUGCAUUAUAGAGAAGGCUGAUGUUUCACAAACACAAGGAACAGAACAUUGAUUUACAGCCAGUUAUAUGUACAUUUGGUUUAAAGUGUAUAUUACUUAUGUAUUUUUUAGAUUUUUUUUAUGUAAUCAUAUUACAGUACAUAUGAAGGUAGAAUUACCACUACAAAUGGAAGAUGAAUUUAGGUGUGAGGAUUUUUUUUAGAGCAAAACCAAUAUAUUUACUUAUCAUUGGUAACACACUGGUUAAUUGAUAUCGUUGUUUUAACUGUGAUUUUUAUUUCCCUGAGAGCAAUAACGAUAAUCUAUAAAUACCAUGUUAAAUAUGUUUCUAUUUAUUAAAUAUAUUUGCAUCCCAUUGUAAACUUAAUAAGAUGUGUAAGGCUAGGUUUCCACACAGGUUCUUUUCUGGCGUUUGGCUCAAAAACUGCAGUGUCAGUUUUCCAAAAAAAGUCAGAAGUGGAUCCAGCAGGAAGAAGUAUAAAUUCUUCCCUUAUAUUUCCGAUUUCUUUUAAAUACACUACUGCAGUGGCAGUUUUCCAAAAUCACUAGGAAAAAAAAUCUGUGUGGAAACCUAGCCUAAUGGUGCUUAGAGUUGAAUGCAUUCUAAUGAGGUUUAUGGCACUUUCUAAUUCCCAAGAAACAUCCAGUGACUCUUUCAAUCUGUGAAAUCAAUUGAAUGUGUUAGGCCGGGUUCACCCGAUAAGUCUAUUCUUUCUGCGGAUGCCAGAAUCAGGAUUUCUGCACACACAAUUCCGCUGUGUGCACAGUGCAGUAGAAUCCCCUUAAAAUUCAGCACGGACAUUCCGCCAUGUAAACAUAGCCUUAGUGCUAGAAGAAAAGCUUUUUAAGGCGCUCUUUUUGAAGUAGUUGAAGAGUAUUUAAAAUAAUUUAUAGAGUUUUCUGAAUUAAACCAUUAUUUUUGUUUAGUAUUGUUUAAAGUAAAACUUAUAUUAUAGUUUUUGUAGUGAAAAUAUAUAACCAUAUACUGUGCCAUUUCUGUAGGGGAUGCAAAGAUUUUAGUUACAACUGGCCCAUAUAAGAACAAAAAACCUAUGUGUUCAAGUAAUGGUUAGUUAUGGGUUUCCCAUAUGUGAGAAGUUACAGCUAAACAUUUAAUUUAUAUAAAAUGUUCCAGUUGGAAAGAUAUUCCAAAAUGUAAAGGGGGGGGGGGGGGGAUGUUUGUGUUCACAGAUGUUUAAUAUAAACUUCAACAAGGAUUCCAGAAUCUGAAGAAUGUCGGUAUUCAGAUUGAUUAAUAAUUCACUAAAUGCCUCUAGCAACCUUGUGUUUAGUGAAAACACAGAUCAACAGAUAGGAAUAAUUCCAUUGGAAGCAUAUAAGCUGGUAUACAUGCCCAACGACCACAAAAAGCCUUCAGGAUGUCAGGGACUCUGUGACUCUACAUAUUUUAUUCAUAUGACAAUAAACUUCUAAAAUGUUAUUAAAGAUUGUGAGUGAUGUUUAGUUGUUUUUUAUUGCAUCAAAUGCAAUGGGAUUUGUUACCUGGAACAUGUUCUCUAUUGAUUUAUGUUAUUCUGGAAUUUAUACUAGACAUACAAAGCAAAAUAUUGGAUUAUUAGUAAUCUCAAAGAAACAUCUUCAGGCACAUACAUGUCUGUGUUUACUUAAUCCAGGUUAAAUGUUCUAUUGUGUUUCACACACUCUACCCUUUGAACACCGCACUUACAAGGCGAAUAUCUUUAGAAGAAGCCUUUAUGAAGGUGUUCUCCCUUCGCUUUUGAUAUCCAUGCAGUGGGCCUGUCCUUACAGAUUUAUUAAUGAAAAACACUAUAAUUAUUUUGACUUCACUAGCAGCAUAUGCGACAGGUCUGCUUUUGAGCUAGUUCUAGCUUACACUCAAUUUUUAAGUAAAUGUCACCAUAUAUACAAAUGACCUUUGUGUUAUACAUAAUGUAUACAUGCACAGGGAGAUUUAUCAAUAUGAG